AUGUGUAAACCUCGAGAGACAAUGACUGCUCUCUUCUUCUUGGGAAUACUGUGCUUUUUUCACAGCCAUGCCACUUUAUCUCAAAAGACAGGAGGGGAUAAUCCUGAUGCCAACCAGGUUAUGGAGAAACUACCUGAAACAUUCAUGCUUCAGUCACUUGGAAAGUAUACUGAUUUAAUAUGCGGUUAUCAGCAUUUCUACAACGCUACCCUAAGAGGUCAGACUUACAGAAAAUAUGAAUUAAUAUUUAAGUACCCAAAGAGCUUAUUUAGCCAACCGCUCUACGUAAAAAGUGUGACUAAGAACAUAAUUCUCAUGGGUACUCGACCAGCAAUGACGAAAGGAAUAACGUACAUUGUAUUAACGUGA
Molecule: messenger RNA, 369 nt
Organism: Ixodes scapularis (black-legged tick)
Lineage: Eukaryota; Metazoa; Arthropoda; Arachnida; Ixodida; Ixodidae
Exons: 4
Coding region: 1-369 (122 amino acids)
Source: RefSeq, a predicted model, not a curated record